AUGCACCCAGGCACUGUAAUUCGAUUCUGCAUCCUUUCAAACGACCUACCUGGACAAGAGCCGUCCAUGGUCAUCGAUACCAUUGAACGAGAGCUUGCACCAUCCACCCAAAUACGCUUAGGAAGAUUUACAACGAUUACUGACGAAAACGACAUUCAUUUGAACUCAAAAGUAGUUAGUAGAAGACAUGCCAAAAUCUACGUAAAGAAGAGCAAGCUGCUCAUCAAGGACACUAAAUCGAAUUUUGGCACCUAUGUCAAUGGCGUUCGUUUGGCCAAAAAGAAACAGGUAUCAGUUCCUCAUAAAUUAGAGAGUGGAGACAUCGUGCGAAUUGGAAAAGACUUUCAUGGCGGAAUCAAAGAGAAUCAAAGAGGUGUUCUUAUGCGUAUAGAAAUAGAUCCACCUGCUUCGACUACCAUGAUGAUGACACCCUGA
Molecule: messenger RNA, 435 nt
Organism: Mucor velutinosus
Lineage: Eukaryota; Fungi; Mucoromycota; Mucoromycetes; Mucorales; Mucoraceae
Product: Aa_trans domain-containing protein
Exons: 2
Coding region: 1-435 (144 amino acids)
Molecular function (GO): protein binding
Source: RefSeq, a predicted model, not a curated record